AAAACCCACCAAAUUCAAGAAGCCGUCCAGAUGAAUUCGAGCAUCAAAACAAAAAUAUCUAACAUUCAGGCCCUUUUUUCUGGUGGAGAAUUUUGGGCCUCACCAAUUGUCUGGUUAAGAUUCAUCCAACUUCAAAUCUCCCAUAGCUCUCCUUUCCUCAUUUCCCUCACAUCCUCCCCUUCACCCUCCUUCUAAUCUGCAGGUUCCUCAGAUACCCAUUUCAAGUCGACUCACAACGAGGGGGUCGACUUUGAUUGGUGUAUUUUCUCUGGUUUUAGCUUUCUAAAACGAUGGUGGGAGCUUUAUCCAUCGUGGGUUCAUCAGCGGUGGACUCUCAUACUUCCCCAUGUUUGUGUUUAGAUGCUUUGCCCACAACGAGCAGUUCAAUGGGUCGAAAGCGUUUGCCGAAACCAAAGCACUUGUAUCUAAGCAGCUCGUUCGUAGAUAGUGGCCGGGAGUGGCUGCUCUCGGCGGAUAGGAUAAACAGGAGCUCAAGGAAGCAGCACAAGAACAGAAGACUUAUAGUUGUUGAUGAACUUGGGGGGCAAUAUGAAGAUACCUUUGACGAUGUUAAACUGCAAAUACUUAAUUAUUUUACAUACAAGGCUGUGAGGACUGUUAUGAACCAGCUCUAUGAAAUGAACCCCCCACAGUACAGGUGGCUUUAUGAUUUUCUGUUAUCUAACAAGCCAUCAGAUGGAAAACAUUUCAUGCGCACUCUUGUAAAGGAAAAGCAAGAUCUUGCUGAAAGAGUAAUGAUCACACGUCUCCACCUAUAUGGAAAAUGGGUGAAGAAAUGUAACCAUGCUGAAAUAUACCAAGAGAUCUCGGACGAAAACGUAGAAUUAAUGCGUGAGCGACUUAUGCAGACUGUUAUAUGGCCUUCAGAUGACACAAACACAGAGAAGCUUGGCUAAGGAAGUAUGGGUAAUUUUGAGUUCACUCUCCCUUGUCAAUUCUUCUUGUAUUGCAUCCUUCAAUCGUGAUUAGUUUGAUUGUUGAGUUGCCGAUUGUAUUUUUAGUUCAGUGAGGCAGUCUUUUUUUAGUUGAAGAUAUGUAAGCAAUUAAUCUUUAUAUUAUGUAGAAAAGUUUAUAUAUUCAGACUCCAUUUCGGUUAUUCUGAUGGUGUAGUGUAGGGCUGGGAUUUUCUCAGAACUUGUGCUUCUAUAAAUCAUGCAUAUUGGGAUGAGAUGG
Messenger RNA from Cucurbita maxima (winter squash), 1194 nucleotides. Its product is annotated as chaperonin-like RbcX protein 2, chloroplastic. Gene Ontology annotation, biological process: ribulose bisphosphate carboxylase complex assembly. The transcript is spliced from 5 exons. Lineage: Eukaryota; Viridiplantae; Streptophyta; Magnoliopsida; Cucurbitales; Cucurbitaceae. The record is from RefSeq and is a predicted model, not a curated record. Gene Ontology annotation, molecular function: protein folding chaperone. The coding region runs from base 291 to 917 and encodes 208 amino acids.